Wallemia mellicola CBS 633.66 is the source of this 156-nucleotide messenger RNA. RefSeq lists its product as hypothetical. NCBI's taxonomy places the organism in Eukaryota, Fungi, Basidiomycota, Wallemiomycetes, Wallemiales, Wallemiaceae. The transcript is spliced from 2 exons. Bases 1 to 156 code for a protein of 51 amino acids. The record is from RefSeq and is a predicted model, not a curated record.
AUGCAAUUCAAAUACUUGAUUUCUGUCGCGGUUUUAUUAACUCUUACUGUUGCUCUACCAGCUGAGGGUAAAGAUGGAGAGUUUCAAUUCGCAGGUACUUCCGGAACAAGAGCCAACAAUGGAGACUUUAAAGGCAAAAGUGGUAAAUUACUUUAA